Vidua macroura (Pin-tailed whydah) is the source of this 4962-nucleotide messenger RNA. It is a transcript of the gene SLC25A39, whose product is annotated as solute carrier family 25 member 39. The transcript is spliced from 11 exons. Gene Ontology annotation, biological process: mitochondrial transmembrane transport. The record is from RefSeq and is a predicted model, not a curated record. The coding region runs from base 3198 to 4223 and encodes 341 amino acids. NCBI's taxonomy places the organism in Eukaryota, Metazoa, Chordata, Aves, Passeriformes, Viduidae.
CUAGGUGGGAAGAGCUCAUGGUGAUCAGCAGAUCCUGCCCCAGCUGAGAGGAGCUGCAGAGAAGCUCUCUAAGGGCACAUCUCUUACCUGUAUGUGCAGCAGGCUGACAGCUGAUGUAGAGUUUAAUUACUGCACUGAGCUCUUCUGGCUCUUCUUCGUGUUCACAGGGGCUUUUGUUUACUGGAAAAGGGAUCUGGGAAUUUUUCCUACCGUUCUCAGGCCAGGCUCCUCUUUCCUCUGCACUCCUGGCCCAUACUGCUGCUAGGUGUGUACUACUGUAACACAAAAUUAUACAGGAAUCCUUUAGGGAGGAAACCAGGGGGUCUUUUAUCUUCCAUACCUGUUUCUUCAUCCCUAAGACCAGGCUUAUUUUCCUCCCAGGGGAGGUUUGUCCCCUGUUUGGUAACUACCAAGGUUUUCCCCGGCAGGUGCUACAGAAGGCAGAACACCACUUUCCAGGUCUCACCUUCGGUGGGAAUUGACCUGCAGAGCUGCAGCUGCAUUAGAAAUUCUGGGUUAUAUUGGGUUAUAUUCUGGGUUAUACAAGUCUGAUGUCCCCAGGGCCUCCUCUGGCCACAAGCUGCUUCAUUUGAGUCACUUAAUUCAGCUUAAGCCUGGCUUUUGCAAAACCAUAAUGAUCCCAGCUGAAAUAAAUACUCAAACUCUGCACUGGCUUAAUUCCAUUAAAGCACUACCCAGAUCCUUUUGUAACCUGGCCCUUAAAGUUCACCUAAAUAAAGGAAAUGGGCUAAUUGCUUUCAAAAUGCCAUUCUGAAAGUGACCAGACAGGACUGAUCCUUGCAGAGCGACUGCAGGUGCUGACAGAGCACGGUGCAACCCUUGCUCAGUGAGGAGCCCCAGGCUCACGGCCCCAGAGCGAGGUUCCCAGGCCGUGGCCCUGGCCCAGGACACCAGCUGGCUUUCAUAAGCGCCGUGGAGCUGGGAGCAGGCAGUUACACAAGCGUCUCCCGGCCGUGCCUGCGGUGUCACGGCAGGACAGACCCGAGCAGGGCUCACGCAAGCCGUCCCUGCCGCGGGACGCUGCGGCUCGGGGCGGGGAUUAGAGCUCAGCUGGCUCCCUCCCCGCAAAACAGACACGUAUUGCAACUUGGACACGGUUCUCUCCAACUGAAGUAACUUAACAGUUCAUUUUCAGAGUAAUCGGUGCAGCCUCACCAGCCUGCCAAGGCCAGCGGGACUGCGAGGAUGUGAACUGGGGACAGAAAGGUUCCCGGUGUUGGGACAGCGCAGGCGGCCAGCGGGCCGUGACUCAGCACAAAGAGCCAGCCAGGUCCUCAGCAGUGCUGAGCUCGGGAUAAACAAACUCACCCUUUCACCCUGACCUCUUUAGCAAAUGAAGAGACCCAAAAAAUCGAGGCCAAGGCACUUAACCAUCUUUCACUGGUCCCUCUUGACCCCACCCCAGCUGAAAAAACAUCAUUCCUGUCUCUUUUCAGCUGGGCAGAAGCCACGCAAAACCCAACACCUAAACCAGAAGAUACAAGACCCAAUACACCUAAGGACAGAUAUAUUUUUAAUUAAUCAUUUUUCCAUUUCUAAAUUACCAGCUGCAAGAGGCUUUCAGAUCGCUUAAAGCCCAUGUCUCUAAAGAUGCAGAGCUGACUCAUCGGGGAGGCACAGGAUGUGUUCACUUAGGGGACCUUGUGGGAAUUACCGGGCUCCUGGGCUCACAUCACUUAAAGCCAAGAUUCCCUUGGAGCUGGUGUCAUGGAAGGGCAGUUCCGGCACUAGCUUCCCCCUUCACUGACAUUUCUCAGAGAUGCCAGGAGCCAGGAGAGAUUUUAUUCCUGGAGGACAGCAGCCACCAGAGCUCUGCCAGCUCUGCAAAGGGACAGGGAACAUGUCUGUGGGUGAAACAGGCUGCAUUCCAAACACCCCCGGGACUGCAAACUGAGCCCCGAACUGCUCCUGUUCAACAGGCAGCGGCUGCUGUGGCACCUGCACAUCACCUGUCCUUGAGUACUCCGUCCUUCCCACAGGAUGGCACUCACCGGGGAGCAAAGAGGGCUGCGGGCACCAGCGUGGGAUUUAUCCUCGAGUUUGUCGGCAAGAGUUCAGCCGGCUCUGAGGCAGGGAUUGCAUCAUGCAGCACCACAGCAGGUCCUGCAGUGAUGUUGUCACGCAAACGAGUCACCAGGAACUCUGGCCUGCGGGAUUUUCCUGAAGGACGCUGAAGCUGGAGCUGCCGUCUCAUCCCAGCCGUGCACCCCCAGUUCUGCUGCCUGCGGGGGCUGUCGGGGCCGGGUCAGAGCCCGCGGUGCCGGGGGUCCGAGCGGGUUUCGGAGGGGCUUCGGGAGCCAUCUGCUGUCAUCAGCCCAGAUUACAGCGAGGGGCACCAGAAAGGCUCCGCUCCCUCCCACCCGCGCACGGACGAGCUUGAGCCACCUUCCCGGGAUGGCUGAGGUUGGAAAAGACCUCCCAGAUCAUCGAGUCCAACCUGUGACCGAUCCCCACCUUGUCAACCAGUCCAGAGCACUGAGUGCCAUGUAGUGUCAUUCCUUGGACACCUCCAGGGAUGGGGACUCCACCACCUCCCUGGGCAGCCACUGCCAAUGUCUAAUCACCCUUUCAGUGAAGAAACUCCUCCCGAGAAAAUACCCAAAUUUAACUACAAGCAGAAAUAAGAGCCCCUCAGGGAGAUCACCACCUCACCCAGAAGGACUCGGGGUUCUCCAUAGGGAACACAGUGCUUCCAACACAUGGAAUGACUGCACUGGAGGGUCUGCACUGAGCAGAGAUGGCAUUCCAGCCCCCCCAAACCCAUCGGGCAUUAAUCCCAGCUCUCACAGGCCCAGGUGGAAGCAGCAGGGCACUCGCCCCCCUGCUCGGAGCUGCAGGGAGCGUGGCAGGGGACGGGGAAGUGCUGCGUGCUCGCAGUGCUUUGGGAACUGUGAGGCUUUGUUCCUCUGCAGGCAGCAGAGUGGCACAGGGCCUGGCAUGGCACCGUGCCCGUGUCCCAGCCUGCCGCUGACCCUGGCGUGACGAGUGUGCGAGCCACACCAGAGUGUGCAACCCCGGUGGGCUCAGGAUGGGGAGGGUGAGAGCCCCAGGGCUUCAGCACGGCGCGUGUGCAAGGCACAGCCUGCCAGCAAGGAGCGUGAGUGUGCAAGGUGAACCCCUCUGCCAGCACCGUGAGCGUGCAGGGCACGUCCUUCUCCAGCACGGGGGACAGUGCCAUGGCUGAGAAGAUGCCACCGAGCCCCGGCGGGGGCAUCACGCCGCUGCAGCAGAUGCUGGCCUCAGGGACAGGUGCCAUCCUCACCUCCCUCUUCGUGACGCCGCUGGACGUGGUGAAGAUCCGGCUGCAGGCCCAGAGGACCCCCUUCUCCAAAGGGAAGUGUUUCCUCUACUGCAACGGGCUCAUGGACCACCUGUACGUCUGCCAGAACGGCAACGGCUGCACCGCCUGGUACAAGGCCCCCGGCCACUUCACUGGCACGCUGGAUGCCUUUGUGAAGAUCACACGCUAUGAGGGCAUCAGAUCUCUGUGGAGCGGCUUGCCCCCCACCCUGGUCAUGGCCGUGCCAGCCACCGUCAUUUACUUCACCACCUAUGACCAGCUCCGGGACUACCUGCACGCCCGGAUGGGGAGCUGGAACCACUACAUCCCUUUGCUGGCUGGGGCCCUUGCCAGGCUGGGUGCUGUGACAGUCAUCAGCCCCCUGGAGCUGAUCCGCACCAAGAUGCAGUCCCAGCAGCUCAGCUACCGCGAGCUGCGCGUCUGCAUCCAGUCAGCAGUGGCCCAGGACGGCUGGCUGUCCCUCUGGAGAGGCUGGGGACCCACCGUGCUGCGGGACGUUCCCUUCUCGGCUCUGUACUGGUUUAACUACGAGCUGGUGAGGACGUGGCUCUGCAGGCAGGCCUGGCUGGACGGGGCCACGUUCAUGGUCAGCUUCACAUCCGGGGCCAUCUCUGGCACGGUGGCCGCGGUGCUGACGCUGCCCUUCGACGUGGUCAAAACCCAGCGGCAGAUUGAGCUGGGAGACAGUGAGGUGCACCCAGUCACAGCCUCCAAGCCUUCCUCCACCUGGCUGCUCAUGCAGCGGAUCCGCGCCGAGUCUGGCACGCGGGGGCUGUUUGCAGGGUUCCUGCCCCGCGUCAUCAAGGUGGCACCUGCCUGCGCCAUCAUGAUCAGCACCUAUGAAUUUGGCAAGAGCUUCUUCCAGAAGCUGAACCAGGAGCAGCAGCUGCGGGGAUUGUGAGCGGGCCUGGGGCAGGGCUGGACGUGGCCGUGCCCAGGGGACAGUGCCAGCCCUGCUCCUGCCAGGUGUCCCAGGAGCGGCGAUCCGCACUCGGCUGUGCAGAGCCCAAGUGCCUUCGUUCCUGCUCUGCCUCCCGCUGCCCGCACACGGAGCCAGGGCCAGCCUGGCCCCACUCCCUGUCCCAGCCACUCUGGGGGACAUCUGUGCCUGCUGCUGUGACACUGGGGGGGAUACAGAGCCCCCCGCACCCAUCCCUUGGGGCUGGACAGAUGCUGCUGUUGGAUUCAUGGACACUCUCGCAAGGAUGGGGUGUCCCAGGAGACUUGGCCUGGCAGGAGAUGGAGCUGGGGCUCUGGCAAGGACCAAACCCCAGACCUCGGGGGCUUCUCUGCCUGCCUGGGCCCCCCAGCCCUUCUCUGUCUGGGGAUCUGCCCCCCGACCAUCACUCACACACAGCCUCGCCUUGCUGGCUCUGCAUGGCAUGGGGACACGUCAGGACCCUCUCCCCGCCUCUGGACCUCUCCUCCCACUCGGGAUGUCACCAUCCCCGUCAGACCCUGCGUUGGACAGACCCUGUGUGGGGUCAGACCUCACUGCUGCUCUGGGGGGCCACUGUGGCACCCCUGCCCCAUCCUUUCACUGCAGGGGCCUGCCCCAGCUCUGCGGGCACUGCCCCCGUUACCCUGGGACUCAUGGAGGGAAUUUCUCCUAAUUUCUUAAAUAAAAUAAUUGUCUCUUA